Molecule: messenger RNA, 2448 nt
Organism: Lactuca saligna
Lineage: Eukaryota; Viridiplantae; Streptophyta; Magnoliopsida; Asterales; Asteraceae
Source: the annotation of a GenBank genome assembly
CAUAAUUGCAUAUGCACCUAUGAAAUGAUAAAAAAAUAAAAAAAACAAUCUCUGGUCUAUUUUUGAUUCAGUACACUAUCUUCCAAAAACCUCUUUACACUUUCAAAACUGAUGCUUCUGUCAAAACCCCAAUCAGAUCUGCUAUCAGACUCGGCUAAAAUCUUCGUUCAAUCUGUUCUUCAAAGCCAGCCGUUUUCCUCCCAGUCAAAUCUGCGAAGACAACCGAUCAAAAGCUUCGGAGAUAAUCCCUCUUUCAAUUUAGGGAUUUAAUGCUCAAAGAAUUUCUCUGGUCGCAUGCCAAUAUCCGGUCGACUCGUAGAUUUCUCUCUUAAGUUUUUUCGCGAAACCCUAGAUUGCUUUCUCAAUCGAAAAUGGGUCCUUUGACGUGUAACCGCAACAAACGUGUCGGAGAAUUUCAAUCUUCAUCACAAUCUACUUCUUGUUAUGCCUAUUGUCACCCUCACAUCUCGAAGAAGCACAAGCCAUCAUCUUGGUAUUCGACUUCGGUUGCCGCAAAGGAGAGUUCGGUUUUAAGGCUUAGUCGAUAUCCGCAACCGGUGACCCAGAUUCCUAGAGAACUUCAUGCUCCUUGUAUAGUUGUUAAGGGAUUUAAUGCAAACUCGAAAAGAUUAGAUAGUACUUCUAGUGGAUAUAAUACACAACAACCAGAUAAUUUUGUGGACCGGAUGAGGAAUUUUUUCCGUGCGACGUGUGAAAGAGUGAAGGAAGCAAUUUUCGGCAGUCAUACGCAUGUUAAGUCUGAAACUGAGGAUGAGAUAGAUGUCGACAGUAUACAGAAUGUCAGUGAGGAAGAAGCUGCUUCACGGGAUUCAGAUGUUGAGGAGGUUGCAAUGGUGGAAGGUGAGAGAGAAGACAUUGACAAAUCAGGGGAUCUACAAGAUAUCAUAGCUAAAUUUAGGGAAUUAGAUGGAGAGGCUGGAGAAAAUCUUGGCUUUCAGCCUUCUACUUCUUCAGGAGUGGUUUCACAGUUGACAGAUGGGAAGAAUUUAGAAUCAUUAUCACUGAACCAAAGGCCAGAUGAUUCGGAUGUAGAUGCAGGUUUAACAGAUUGGAAGAGAUUAGAAUCAUUAUUACUCAACCAGAGGCCAAAUGAUUCGGAUGUAGAUGCAAGUUUGCCUUACCAUAAAAAGCUAUUAGAAGAUUCAGCCAAAAAACACGACUCAAAUCUUAGGAGGUUGAGCUAUGAUAUCAAACUACAGGAACAAAAGAGAGCUUUGUAUAAGCAGUUGCAUCCUGUGAAGAAAGAGGAGGACACACUAAUUGAGCCUUUUCAGCCUCUUACAGACGAUGAAGAGGAAAUGGUUGCUGAUGCAUUGUCUAAUUCUAGUCGAAGGAAGGUUUUGGUUACUCAUGAGAAUUCAAAUAUUACAAUCACCGGAGAAGUUUUACGGUGUUUAAAACCUUGCCAAUGGUUAAACGAUGAGGUUAUUAAUGUUUAUCUUGAGUUGCUGAAAGAGAGGGAACAGAAGGAACCAGAAAAGUUUCUAAAAUGUCAUUUCUUCAACACGUUUUUCUACAAGAAGUUGAUAAGUGGAAAGCUCGGCUAUGAUUACAAGUCAGUUAGAAGAUGGACUACCCAAAGGAAGUUGGGAUACAGUCUUCUUGAUUGUGACAAAAUAUUUAUCCCUGUUCAUAAAGAAAUACAUUGGUGUUUGGCUGUUAUCAAUAAAAAAGAAGAAAAAUUCCAGUAUCUAGACUCACUUGGAGGCAUUGACAAACAAGUAAUGGGAGUAUUGGCCAAGUACAUUGUUGAUGAGGUGAAAGAUAAGAAUGGGGAAGACAUUGAUGUGUCUUCGUGGAAGCAAGAAUAUGUGAAGGAUCUUCCUAUACAGAAGAAUGGGUUUGAUUGUGGUGUGUUUAUGAUUAAAUAUGCAGACUUUUAUAGCAGGGACAUUGGGCUUUGUUUCAAACAGGAAAACAUGCCGUAUUUUAGGUUAAGGACUGCGAAGGAGAUACUGAAAUUGAGAGCUGACUGAAUGAAUACGUGUCAUGGGCAAAUGGGUUGAGGGUUCAAGUGCUGCUUUUGAGGAAAGGUGUACAUUUUGGAGUAACGGAGUAGAAUAGGUGAUGUGUGAGUUUAGGUGUUCUAGAAAAAAGUAAAUUAUUUUUGUUAAUUUAAUAAUUCAUUUUUGUUAAUUUAAUUAAAGUUAAAUGAAAAUUAUGUGGUUUAUAAUGUUAUGACAGUAUCUUUGUGAAGAUUAAGAAACUGCUCAAAUUGAAAGAAGUGGAAUGGUAAAUGAAUGAAAUUCCAAGGUAGCAGAAUAAGAUAAUGAUAUAAGUCAUCCAGGCAUCAUCUACAAUAUAUUAAACUUUUGAUUUCUUUCAAUUCUAUUACUUUCUUCCCAUAAUGUGUAUAUUUAGAAAAAUAAUUUAUUAUAAAAUCUAAUUUAUGACAUUUAUUUACGGAUUAACAAGUUUCUUUUCCUG